Messenger RNA from Ruditapes philippinarum (Manila clam), 1913 nucleotides. RefSeq names its product transmembrane channel-like protein 1. NCBI's taxonomy places the organism in Eukaryota, Metazoa, Mollusca, Bivalvia, Venerida, Veneridae. The transcript is spliced from 16 exons. The record is from RefSeq and is a predicted model, not a curated record. The annotation marks the transcript as partial. Gene Ontology annotation, molecular function: mechanosensitive monoatomic ion channel activity. Gene Ontology annotation, cellular component: plasma membrane.
UCAAAUCGUUUAAGGAAAUUUGCUACCUCAAUUGAUCAAACAAUGUGACUAAAGAACAAAGUGUACAAGUUAAUAAAUACUGAAUUUUGAAUAAAUACAAAUGUUGUAUAAUUAUGGGCUCGAGGCCUUAGUACCAAAUAUACUUUGAAUGGGUGUAUGUUGAAUUUACAUAAAGUUUGAAUAAAUUAGAUGCCCAUUGUCACAACAUAGACUAUGGCAGAUCUGAGGGAACAUACCUUACUGCUGGACAAGACGGAUCAUGAUAACCAGGGGUAUACUAAUCUUGGUUAUGGGAGCAGGAAGGAGUCAGCAAGCAGUUUUAGCAGUAUAGACCAUAAAUUAACUCUAGAUGAGUUGUUAUACAGAAUUCAGUUUGCUUUCUUAAAUAAAGGGUAUAAUGUAGAGGCAGACAUACAACAGUUGUUACAGGAAUGUGAUGAAGAUGAUAUAGACAUACUGUUACAGGGUCUAAACUCUUACCCACUGAAAAUUCAACAAAAACUAGAAAUAUCAAGGUUAUUACGCAGAGAGGGAAAUAUGAAAAUUAAAUAUAGGAGAGGAAAAGACCAAAAAAUGCAAAAGAGAAAAGGUGCUGACAGUGUUUUGGCUAUGUUUGCACUGUGGGAAGAAACAAUUAAAAAGAUUUCUGCAUAUUUUGGUAGCAAUGUAGCCUCAUAUUUCCAGUUUGUGAGGACUCUUCUAUACAUAAACAUAAUGAUGAUGAUGUUGAUGGUUGGAUUUAUUAUUGUACCAGAGAUAAUUCAGGGUAAUUUCCAGACCGAUGUGACUUAUGGAGGACAUUUUGGUGAGCUGUCCAACAGUUUCAUGUUUUAUGGUUUGUACACGGAGGAUCUUGGGCUGUCUUACAAUCUACCUCUAGCAUACUUCCUGACCUGGUUAUCAGCCAAUCUUGUUUGUUUCAUCUACAUCAUAGCUAUAAUGAUAGUGAGGUAUCGCAGAAGUAAGUUAGCUGAUGACAGAGGAAAUGAGUACAAGUUUGCUUGGCGUACUUUCUGCUCCUGGGAUCAUUCUGUAACUAGUAGACAGGGCGUUAUUGACUUUAGGACAUCUUUAAAAACUGAUAUAAAAGAGAUAGUAAGGGAAGAAAAGAGUUCAGUUAGAGUGGAUUCUUGUACCAAGUUUCGGAACUAUAUGGGAAGGAUUUUUAGUAACCUUGUAGUACUGGGUUUACUGGUUGGAAGUGGAUUCCUGAUAUAUGAAGUAGCUGAUAAUGAAGAUCUUCUAAAAGAUGUUGCUGAUUUUGAUUUUGUCAGAAAAUAUCAGCUUACAGCUACUGUGGCAGGGCUCAAGCUUCUUGUUCCCCUUGUGUUUGAGCAGUUGGUACGACUUGAAGGGUGGCAUCCCAGGAUUGAAACCAAAAUCACUUUAGCAAGGACAACAGUGUUCUAUAUUGCCAGUUUAAUGAUAUUUGUGACAUCAUUGUAUGAUGUCACAGGUGACCUCUCUUCUGAUUCAAAUCAGGUUGCUGGGACAGGAAACAGUACAUCAUCUUGUUGGGAGAAUGAAGUAGGAGAAGAAGUUUUCAAGGUCGUUUUGGUUGACCUAGGCAUACUAUUUGCUGUUGGUAUCCUAUUUCAUCUACACAGGGCAUUGUGGGUAAACUGCACUUGUAAAAUGAUAGGAUACAGUAAAUUUGAUGUUGUAUCAAGUGUAUUAGAUGUGGUAUAUGGACAAUGUCUGGUAUGGUUAGGUCUGUAUUUCUCACCACUUCUGGCUGCUAUAAGUGUCUUUAAACUCAUCAUUGUCUUCUACUUCAGAUACCUAAUAGCAAAGGUUGCUAUGGUACCGCCACAACAGUUGUUCCGAGCUUCCAGUACGGGAAACUUCUACCUAGCUUUACUGCUUCUCAACCUUUUUAUCAGUUUGUUUCCUAUGACAUAUGCUGUUAUAGA